Messenger RNA from Dracunculus medinensis (Guinea worm), 1488 nucleotides. NCBI's taxonomy places the organism in Eukaryota, Metazoa, Nematoda, Chromadorea, Rhabditida, Dracunculidae. The record is from the annotation of a GenBank genome assembly.
AUGGCGCGGAGUCGCUCAUUGGUGAAUUCAUUAGAUCCACAUCGGGCAAACGACGCAGCACUUUUCACGGUGAACAGCGAACGGAUUCCACGAAUUCCACGUUCUCUGGGAAGAACGGUUCACGGUUGUACGGGAAAUGCGAACUGUAAAGAGAAAGAUGCAAAUGAUACUAAAAGAAAACCACAGACAGUUACUGAAAAUCAUUUGCCUUGGAGGCAUAAAAAGACGCUAGGCUGGUUUCUAAAUGAUUUUGUGGAAAGGAAGAAUAUGAAGGAAAAUACAGAAAAUGGCAAAUUUGAUAGACGAAACUGUGGUUUUAUAUCUGAAAAUCGUGGAGUUUCACAGGAACAAAUCAAAGAAACCAAAACAUCUCGAUAUCGAUUAAAUAAACAGCACCGUUUGAUUAAUUCAACGUCAGAAAAGAAGAAACACAAGAAUUCUAAACAUCGAUCUUUGCAAAAGGAUAGGAAAACAAAUAUUGAUGACAAACGGGAAGAUGGCUCACAUCAGAAAGGAAAUAUUUCCAGAAGUGUAAAUGGAGAUUAUUGGUCAGUUGAUCUUUUGUUAUUUUCAGAAAAUUUGUCUAAAAUUUUGUUUGUUGACAUUAGACCAUCUGGCUAUUAUGAUACAGAAACCGACGGGUAUUAUUAUCAGCAUAGAGGUUCGCGUGGUUGGCGUAAACGUGCACCCAGCGCUACUGAAACACAAGCACAAAGGGAAUUGAUUAAGUUAUAUGGUCCAUUUCAGGUGUUUUUUGGUGUACCAACUGUUAAUGCUUACAUAAUGAAAAGAUAUUAUGAUGCGGAGAGUGAUGGAUAUUAUUUCGAAAUGCCAUCUGUUGACGGUUGGAAAAAGCGAAAGCCUCUCGUACAGCAAAAACCAGCAGUUAACCCUCCCUUAAAGACAAACGGAAUUCUGGUGAAUAAGGAGGAGGAGAAUCCUCUUCACAGAAUAUCAUAUGGAGAAGCUCCUGCCCGUGGACAUCUCCCACCUGCAUACAUCGUAUCAAUGAUGGAUUUCAUGCAUCAGGAUCCUUUUCCCAGGGAAUCUUCAGCUGAUUCUACGUUGUCUUCAUUUAGUGAAGAUACUGCCAAUUCGCCCAUUAAUGAUAUCAACCAUGUUCAGAAUAUGCUCUAUAACAGUGAGUGCUUGGAUGGAUUAGUCGCCAAAUAUGAUGUUAUAGAAGAGGAGACCAAAGAGAGCGAUAAUUUGUCGAACUUUUUAGAACACUGCUUUAUAUCAGUAAACUCUCAAGAAACUGAAAAUUUGGAAAAUGAACCACCAGUUGAUCUUGAAAGUGUUCUUCAUAGCCGACCCGACAGUUUAAAUUUGAUGAAUAAUGAUGACUUUCAUAACAAGAUCAUAAUGAAUUUCAAUGCCGAAAGAUUCAUUGCCGAUUUGAACUUUAGUAACUUAUAUGGUGAACGUGUUUUACGUGAUUUAGCUUCAUUGAAAACUCCGUUUGAAUUAUUUUUUCCUUUUCUUUAG